GUAUAAUUAUUUAUUAUUAUUAUUAUUGUUAUAUUUUUUUGUAACAGUAAAUUCAGAAUUAAAUAAUCGUCUUCCAAAUAAUACUAUUCCGCGAUUGUAUAAAAUUGAGUUUAAUCCAAAUUUGUUUGGCGAAAAAUUUUCAUUUAUUGGGAGGAGUUCAAUUCAUUUUGAAGUUAUUCAACAUACAAAUUUAUUAAUUUUACAUAAAUCAAAAAAUUUAUUUAUUCAUCAUGAAUUUACUGAAGUAGCUGACGAAGUUGGAAAGACUUAUAAAGUAGCUAAUCAAUCAUGGAAUCCGAUGCAAGAACUUAUCACGAUUAAAUUUAGUGACACACUAGAAAUUGGAAAUUAUACUCUCAAAUUGCGGUGGAAUGGUUAUGGUAAUGAUAUCAAAUUCAGCGGAAUGUAUCGAGCUGUCGAUCAAGAUGGUAAAAAUAACUCCAAGUAUCUCGUGGUAACAAAUUUACGGCCGACAUUUGCUAGAACUGUAUUUCCAUGCUGGGAUGAGCCUGGAUUUAAAGCUAAUUAUGAAAUUUCAAUAAUUCAUCAUAAGAAUUAUACCGCACUCUCUAAUAUGCCGAAAAAAACUAGUAAACUUCUGAACAAUGACAGAGUAAUAACUUAUUUUGAUAAAUCGAUGCCAAUUUCAUCGUAUCAAGUUUCCAUUGUAGUUGCUGACUACAAUUUUAUUUCAAAUAAAUAUGGAAAUGUUACUUUUUACGCUCCUAAAGGAGAUUUGAAUUUAGUUGAAUAUGCUCUAAGUUCAACGGAAUUAAUGCUGCCAAUCCUCGAACGUUACACUGGUAUUCCAUACGUCCUACCAAAAUUGGACUCGGUCGCCGUUCCACAGUUUUUGAAACCAUCCAUGGCAGUAGAAAGUUGGGGACUCAUAACUUACAAAUCGCAAAAAGUUAAAUCGAUAAGUAAUAAUUCAACUAUGAUAACUUAUCCUACUAAAAUAACUAUUUUUAAAAAUGUUGCUAAUGAAGUAGUUCAGCAAUGGUUUGGAAGUUUAGUGACUCCAUUUUGGUGGAAUGAUUUAUGGGUAUGCAAGGGCAUUUCAUUGUAUUUGCAGUACAAGUUUAUCAAUCAGCUGUAUCCAGAAUUAGAAGCUAUUGACUUUGAAACAAUUGACACUUAUCAAUUUUUAUUUUUAACCGAAGCUUUAGUUGGUAAUGUUAUAAUGCCAAUGGGAUCUAUACCUGACAACACUUUGUCAAUAAAGCAGAAAUUUAAUAUGUUUUACAAUAUGAAAAGUUUUGUAAUUAUUCAAAUGUUAGAACAUAUCGUUACCCAAGAAGUUUUUCAAGCUGGCCUACAACAGUUUCUUAAAAAUAAUCAAUUUCGUGGCGUUACUUCGAACGAUUUGUGGAGUAGCCUUCAAGAAGCUUACAACAAAAAAUUUAUCAACAAUUCUCUAAAUAUUAAAAAUGUUAUGGAACCGUGGAUAAAUCAGCGUGGUUUUCCUAUUCUUAAUGUAACAAGAGAUUAUGAUACAGGAUUAGUGACAAUUACUCAGUCUAAUGUAUUGGCAAAUCGCAAAGACACUACUUGGAGUGUUCCAAUUAGUUAUGCAACGCAAUCAAAUCCUAAUUUUUCAUCAACAGUACCGGUCACUUGGAUCAAACAAAAUGAAAGAUCUAUAACAUUAUCUGGAGUAGAUCCUGAUGACUGGAUAAUUCUUAAUGUUCAACAAAGAGGAUACUACAAAGUUAAUUAUGACGUAAAAAAUUUAAAACGCAUUAUCAAUUACCUGCACUCAGAUAAUUACCACAAAAUACAUCCUAUUAAUCGUGCAAGAAUACUUGAUGAUAUUUAUGAAUCAUUUACACGUAAUUACGAUUACUAUAAACUGGCAGUUGAUCUUAUUGGAUAUCUCAGUCAUGAAAAAAAUUACGUUGCUUGGUUUUCUGGUGUCGAUCUUAUUGACCGAAUAAUAAAAGUUACGAGUCUGAGUGGCAAUAAUUUGUUCAGAAAUUACAUAAAUAUCAUAACUAAAAAUAUAAUAAAUGAUAUCGGAAUGACAGAAAAUGAAAAUGAUUCAAAAUUAGUUAUACGAUUGAGACGUUCUCUAUUAUCGAUUAUCUGUCAAUUUGAUACUGAAAAAUGCAAACCUACUGCUCAUUAUUUAUAUGAAUCAUUAAUUAAUAAAACAUCUCAAAUAACAAAUCUGAAAUCCAUAUAUCCAUGGGUUUUGUGUAAUGUAUUUCAAGAUUUUAAUUCUACUGAAUGGGAUAAUAUGUUUUCUCAUGAAUUUAUCGAAUUUACAAAGAGCUCAAAUUAUAAUUUUGAGUAUUUACACUGCACGAAGUCUGAUAAAAUCAUUGAAAAAUAUUUCAAUAAAAUUAUUAGUAAUAUGACAUAUGAAAAUAUUAAUAAUCUAGUUAUGAUUUUUGAUAAUAUUAUUCAUGAUUCUCAAUACAACCACACAAACUUUAUAUUGGAUUACUUUAUCACAAAUUUUGACGCUCUUGAGAAUAAAUUUUUGACAAUUGGUAAUAAAAAUGUUAUUCCACAUAUAAUCAAACAGUUCACUGAAUAUCUAGAAGAUCAGGAGCUAUGGGAAAAAUUUAUACGAUUCAUCCAAUCUCGAGCUCUCGAAUUAAAUAAUAAUUAUGAAAUUUUCAAAAAUAACGUCAUGGAAGCGAUUUCUUCGUACGUGGAUAAGAAAGAUUAUGAGUCCGAUUACUUCGAAUUUAUCUAUGACAACAGAUUGGAAACGUUAGAAAUGGAGUACUGAUAAUUAUCUAUUAUUUAAUUUAUCAUUAAAUUUUUUUUAUCGAUCAUGUGGGCAAACUACAAUCAAUUUUACACCAAAACUGUUUUCAUUAUGUCAAAAUAAAUCAAAUUAUUAAUAAACAUAAAAAUUUGUAAAUCAAAAAUAAAACUAUAAAUUUUUUC
Molecule: messenger RNA, 2901 nt
Organism: Microplitis mediator
Lineage: Eukaryota; Metazoa; Arthropoda; Insecta; Hymenoptera; Braconidae
Product: aminopeptidase N-like
Exons: 9
Coding region: 299-2740 (813 amino acids)
Biological process (GO): proteolysis; peptide catabolic process
Cellular component (GO): cytoplasm
Molecular function (GO): zinc ion binding; peptide binding; metalloaminopeptidase activity
Source: RefSeq, a predicted model, not a curated record